AUGAGACGUGGACAGGAGACGUGGACAGGAGACGUGGACAGGAGACGUAGAGGGGAAACGUGGACAGGAGACGUGGACAUGAGACGUGGAGAGGAGACGUGGAGGGGAAACGUGGACAGGAGACGUGGACAUGAGACGUGGACAGGAGACGUGGACAGGAGACGUAGACAGGAGACGUGGACAGGAGACGUGGACAGGAGACGUGGAGGGGAAACGUGGACAGGAGACAUGGACAUGAGACGUGGACAUGAGACAUGGAGGGGAAACGUGGACAGGAGACGUGGACAGGAGACGUGGACAGGAGACGUGGACAUGAGACGUGGACAUGAGACGUGGACGGGAGACGUGGACAUGAGACGUGGACAGGAACGUGGACAUGAGACGUGGACAGGAGACGUGGAGGGGAAACGUGGACAGGAGACGUGGACAGGAGACGUGGGCAGGAGACGUGGACAUGAGACAUGGACAGGAACCUUGGACAGGAGACGUGGACAUGAGACUUGGACAGGAGAUGUGGACAGCAGACGUGGACAUGAGACGUGGACAUGA
Penaeus monodon (black tiger shrimp) is the source of this 549-nucleotide messenger RNA. RefSeq lists its product as uncharacterized. NCBI's taxonomy places the organism in Eukaryota, Metazoa, Arthropoda, Malacostraca, Decapoda, Penaeidae. The transcript has a single exon. The record is from RefSeq and is a predicted model, not a curated record. The coding region runs from base 1 to 549 and encodes 182 amino acids.